Ostreobium quekettii is the source of this 1509-nucleotide messenger RNA. NCBI's taxonomy places the organism in Eukaryota, Viridiplantae, Chlorophyta, Ulvophyceae, Bryopsidales, Ostreobiaceae. The record is from the annotation of a GenBank genome assembly.
AUGGCAGAAGCAGUGGGAGAAAGCUCUAGUGGAGGGGAUGGGCAGGUUGGCGCUGGGGACCCAGACUGGGGCAGUUUGUUUCAUCAUGUGUUAGAUGGAGUGAAGGCUGCAAUGACAGAGCAUGAGGAGCUUGUAUUCCUCCCGUGUGGCCGUCUCGUCAAUCGCCACUGGAAGCAAUGGGCGACGCAGGCCACCACACACCUUGAACUUGCAACAAGGCAACAUUUGUGCAAGGAGAGACUUGAAUGCCUAGUCAAUGUCUUCACCAGACUAGAGCAUGUCACCAUGAUGAGAGCCAAGGAUGUUAAUGGAUCACCACUGAAGCAUUUGCCACUGCUGAGGCAUCUCUGGAUACCUGGUGGCCUCAGUGAUGUGACGCACUUGGGGCACUUCACAGCGCUCAUCGACCUCGACUUGGCUCACCUUCCCUUGACAUACCAGGAUGUGAAAGUGGUGACUGUUUUAACGCGCCUUGCAAGGCUUGUUGUGUUGUUUGAAAGCGGAAACGGUGAUGAGGGUGUGGCCAGCCUUGCACUCCUGCCUGCUCUGACUGACCUCAAGCUCACUGAUGCCCAACUGUCAGAUGUGGGAAUGAGGCACUUGGCAAGACUGCCAGUCUUGGUAAACUGUACAUUGUCUAUGCAUGCAACUUUGUCGACAGUUAAGGCUGAGAUCCUGGGGACGAUAACAGAUCUGGUGGCAUUGGAUCUUUCAAGGUGUGCUGUUUCUGCAAAUGGCGAUGCGGCAAUCCAUCUCCAGACUCUGACAAAUCUCACCGAAUUGCACCUCCCGGCAGGCACCCCUGAUGCUGGGCUCCAGGCCUUGACCUGCCUCACUGCCAUCUCUCACAUCCACAUAAGUGCUGAGUGUUCAAACGAAGGCUUGCGUUCGCUUGAACUGUUUCCCUCGUUGUCUUCUCUCAACAUGGUUGUGGGCCAGGAUGUUUCCAAUGUUGGGGCCCAGCGGAUAGCAUCGCUCACUGGCCUGGUCGAUCUGGAUCUCACAGUGACCAAUGUGCGGUUCACUGGUGAUGGGGUCAUUCUCCUGACUGCUCUGACAGCCCUGACGGCGCUGCGUCUGACUGCAGUAAGGGAAAUGACUGAUAGGCACGUGGGGCACUUGGGCAGUCUGGUGGCGCUGAAGACGCUACACCUGACGGUGUGCCAAGGUAUUACAAGUUUGGGUGUUGGAUUCAUAUCGGGGUUGACACGUCUGACAGAUCUUAGUCUAAGCCAUGGCGCAGCCAUAACAGAUGCAGCUGUGGAGAAGCUGGCCAAUCUACGGUCCCUGACGGAGCUGGAUCUGGAAGGCUGCAGUGGAAUCACGGACGCAGGCAUGGAUGGGUUGACCAAGCUCACAGCCCUUGCUGAUUUGGAUUUGAGCACAUGUCACUUGAUCACAAAUGCUGGGGUGAUGAAGCUGGCGCCGCUGCGGUUUCUCAGACGUCUCCACUUGACUAAUUGCUACAAGGUGACGAUGAACAUUCAAGAGUUUUUACGGAAAUGGUAG